AUGGCCAACCUUCCGGAGAAGAACCAAGAUGGCAAACUUGCUCACGAAGAAGAGGAUCCCACUUUGGAAAAGCACAAUGUCGUCGAGACAAGAGUCGUCAUGGGAGAUGAAGCCUUCCAGCAGGCAAUGCUGAAGGAGCCACCCAUUCCUUGGAACGCUAUAGCAAUUCAGCUCUACCUUAUCUCUCUUAUUGGAUUCUGCUGCUCAACUUCCAAUGGGUACGACAGUUCGCUUUUUGGCAACUUGCUCAACAACAAAGCCUUUAAGGAUUUUUUUCACGUUAAGAACGUGGGUAUCUGGGCUGGGAUUGUGACAUCUAUGAAUCAAAUCGGCGGUAUUGCCGCCCUACCUUUCGUUGGCCCGGCCAUCGACACCUUUGGUAGAAGAAUUGGCAUGAUUAUUGGCGGUGUUACCAUCACACUCGGUGUUAUUCUCCAAGGAACCUGCGUUUCAAAUCGUAGCAUCGGCCAAUUCAUGGGCGGACGGUUUUUUAUGGGCAUGGGCAUCACUCUCAUUGCCUCAGCAGGGCCUUGUUACGUGAUCGAAGUGUCUCAUCCAGCUUAUCGUGGUGUUGUGACCGGACUCUACAAUGUAUUUUGGCCGGUUGGUGCGAUCGUGGCAAGCGGUGCAAGCCGCGGGAGCCAUGACAUGCCCUCGCCCAUCACAUGGACCCUCCCUGUUUGGCUUCAAAUGCUAUUUCCUGGCAUAGUCGUUGUAGGUGCCCUGUUCAUCCCGGAAUCACCUCGCUGGCUGUAUACGAAUGGUAAAAUGGACCAAGCAAGGGCGUUCCUAGUAAAGUACCACGGAAAUGGGAACCCCAACAGCGAGUGGGUUACGCUUCAAAUGAACGAAUAUGAGCAAUAUUUGGAGCUAGAAGGUGCGGAUAAGCGCUGGUGGGAUUACCGUGCAUUGUUCAAGGACAGAGCUUCCCGAUAUCGCCUUAUGACCAACUGUCUUACGGCUCUCUUUGGCCAAUGGGCCGGCAACGGUGUUGUUUCAUACUUUCUAAGUGCCGUCCUCGACACGGCUGGCAUUAAAGACUCAGUCACACAGGGAAAUCUCUUCGUUGCCAUGAACGCCGUCCAGAUCAUAAUAUCAGGCAUUGGAAGCUUGUUCGUUGACAAAAUUGGACGUCGCCCUAUGCUCUUCUGGGUCAACGUGGGCUGCUGUAUUUGCUGGAUCGGCGUUUCUGCCGCCGCCGGAAUUCAAGAUAAGACUGGAUCGAAGGCAUCCAGUGUCGCCACGGUCGCGAUGAUUUACAUUUUCCAGGCCGUAUAUUCCUUUGGCUGGACCCCGCUGCAAGCUCUGUAUCCUGUUGAAGUCCUGUCAUUUGAGAUGCGCGCAAAGGGAAUGGCAUUUUCGAGCUUAUUCGUCAAUUUUGGGACUCUUGUCAACCAAUUCGGGUUUCCUGUGGCCUUGGAGAAAAUUAAGUGGAAGACUUAUCUUGUCUUCAUGGUGUGGUGUGCAGUCCAGGCUGGCAUUAUAUGGGUGCUUAUGCCAGAGACAAAGAACCGAACCCUCGAGGAACUUGAUGAUAUCUUCCGCGCCAAGGACCCCCGCAAAGCAUCAACGGAGAAGAAGAAGCUCGAGUUGGAUGCGAAUGCAAACAUUCUUGCUGUUGGCCGUGAUAACGAAGUGGAUUAG
This is a messenger RNA of Pseudogymnoascus verrucosus, 1644 nucleotides long. RefSeq lists its product as uncharacterized. Lineage: Eukaryota; Fungi; Ascomycota; Leotiomycetes; Thelebolales; Thelebolaceae. The transcript has 6 exons. The coding region runs from base 1 to 1644 and encodes 547 amino acids. The record is from RefSeq and is a predicted model, not a curated record. Gene Ontology annotation, biological process: transmembrane transport; carbohydrate transport. Gene Ontology annotation, molecular function: carbohydrate:proton symporter activity. Gene Ontology annotation, cellular component: membrane.